This is a messenger RNA of Psylliodes chrysocephalus, 2953 nucleotides long. NCBI's taxonomy places the organism in Eukaryota, Metazoa, Arthropoda, Insecta, Coleoptera, Chrysomelidae. The record is from the annotation of a GenBank genome assembly.
CUCAUAAUUAGCAGAAAAAGUGAAAACGCAAAAAAAUUCGAAGCCGUCACCGCACCACAAGAACGCAAAUGGCCCCCUCAUCCCUGACACGUGUCACCGGACUCAUUAAAAAGGAAACUUUUGCAGCUCGACACAAAUGUCGGCGAUGAACGUUUUUUGAGAUUAUUCCAUUUUAAUUGGCCUAACGCGGAUUUUCCUGCAUCAUUUCCACAAAUGGAGAACUAUCUCUGGUUGCUAGUAUGCGCUUGUAACAUCUGGGUAGCAUCCUCGAUAAGCUCCGGCAUAAAGUGGGUGAGGGUAAAUGUUCCCCAAUAUAGGGUGCCAGGAGAAACAGCUAUGCUGCAAUGCGAUUACGAUUUGGGCAACGAUACCCUGUAUUCAGUUAAAUGGUACAAAGAUCACGAAGAGUUCUACAGGUUCGUGCCCAAGGAGAGGCCGCAAUCGAAUUGGUAUGAAGUCGAAGGAGUGAAUGUAGAUAUGAGCAGAUCGAACAGCAAAAAAGUAGUGAUACGACCUGUCAGUUGGAAAACUACCGGAUUAUUCAGAUGCGAAGUCUCUGCAGAGGCGCCAUCUUUCGCUUCGGCGCAGAGCGAGGCCAAAAUGGAAGUUGUCGCUCUUCCAACGGAGAACCCAGUCAUCACGGGGGUUGAACAAGAGUACCAAAUUGGCGACGAGAUCAAUCUAAAUUGUACAUCGGGAAGGAGUCAUCCUGCUUCCAUACUACAUUGGUAUAUAAAUGAACAACAGAUCCAGAAACCAGAAGCCCUGCUUAUUUACCCCGAAGAAUACCAUCAGCAUGGCUUGGUAUCUUCAGUUCUAGGCCUAAAAUUUCGAUUGAGCAACCAUCAUUUCAGAGGUGGUUCCAUGAGGGUUAAAUGCGUGGCUUCGAUGACUCCAGUGCUCUACCAGACUGACAGAGAAAGUAUAGUGCAGACGCAGACACUGCCAUUAAGGGAAGCCCUUCUAUUAGUUAAAAGUUCUUCAAGUAGAAACCAUGGGCACGCGAUCAUCUUUCUCUUCUUAGUGGCGCAUUUGUUGACGUGAGUGUUUGAAAUCUUGUAAAUAAAGUGACUAAAGACUUCGAAUUACAUAAAAAUAAGUUGUGAAAAAUAUUGAUGUCGCCUUUCAACAGAACUGCUAUUUUUAGUGUUUACUUCGACUGUGAUAACCUACAAACUAAAAUAAUGAACUGUUGAAAUUUACAGAAAAACUUUGACACUGUGGUGGUAUGUAAAUGAGGUUUAUCUUGCAAAAAUUUGGUAAUUAUAUUUUAUUUUAAAAAUUGGUGCGGUCAGCAAUGAAUUUGGUAACAAUACUAAUAAACAAAAGCAAUAAAUGCUAUUUAUUUGAUGACUUUUUUUUUUCAUAUCUACAGGUUCAGUCAAUCUAAAAAUGUAAAAAAUAUUUACAAUUUAAUAAUUAUGAAUCUUUCGUAAAUAUUUACCUGCCAGUUGAUAUUAAUUUGCAUCUACAAUAUCAUUCAUAAAAUUUCAGAACAACAAGGGUCCAGGACUCGACCCAUGAGUUAACAAGUAACCAAUUGAUCUGGUUUUUUGUGAGAUGAUCCUUUAUUAUUUUUGGUUAUUAGUUUUAACAAAACCUUAUUAUUAUUACUACGUGACUUGAUUCUUAUAAAAAUAGAUGUCGCUUUAGUAACAAAAUUGUGGCCAUAGUUAUUGGGAACCGUUGUUAUAAAUACUAGACUGCCGCUUUAAAUCAAGAUCGUUCCCAUAAUAACAGGUUUAUUACCAUAGUACCUGGACUGUUGCUUCAUUAAUUAGACUGUCAUAAAAAUAGAUUGUUAACAUAGUAUCAGGGUAGCUGCUAUGGUAACAAGCCUAUCACUAUGGUAAGAAUAUCGUUGUUAUUGUAACAGGAUUGUUGUUACAGUAAGAAGAUUAUUUCUAUAGUAACAUAAACGUCGUUUAAGUAACAAUAUCGUUACUAUAUUUCCAUUACUGUUACUAUAUUAACAUGAUUUUUACUAUAAAAACAUUAUUGCUAUUAUAACAAUAUUGUUGUUAUAGUAAUAUUAUAAUUGUUAUAGUUACCUUAUCAUUGAGGUAGUAACAGGACUAUCGCUAUACUAACAAACUUAUUAUCAUAGUACCUACCUGGGCUGUGAAUAUCAAAAUAGAUCGUCUCUUUAGGAAGUAGGGAAUCCUACCUAGACAUCAGAAUUAUUUUUAAAUAAUGAAAUUUAAUAAAAAAAUUCUGACAGCGGUGGGAUUCGGACCGCGGACCCUAGGAUUUGCAAGCCCAGACUCUAAUCACUAAGCCACUCAUCCUCCACAUUAAUGUUGCUAUAGUAAUAUGACCAUCAUUGUAGUAACAAUAUCAUUGUGUUAGCAACAGUAUUGUUUUUAUAGUAACAUGAUUUUUACUAUAGUAGCAUAAUUAUUGCAAUACAGUAUUAUAAUUAUUGCAAUAUAGUAAUAUUAUUGUUGGUAAAUUAACAUUGUUACUAAAGUAACAUGAUUGUUGCUAUAGAAACGAUUAUCGUUAUAGUAAUCAUUAUAGCUAUAUUAACAUUAAUAUUUCUAUAGUAAUAGCAUUGUUCUUAAAGUAACAACAUUUCUGCUAUAAAAUUAUAGUUACCUAAUCAUUGUUGCCGUAACAGGAUUAUCGCUAAAAUAGCAAGAUUAUUGGCAUAGUACUUGGACUAUGACUAUAAAAAUCUAUCGUCGAUGUAUUAUCUUCAUUAUUUAUUGUAAAUAUUACGAAUUCAAAACGUUGGAAUUUUUGUAAGAUAAUAUUCAUAUACAGACUGAUGAAAUAAAAAAAAUAUUUUUAAGUUUAUGAUCGUGUAAACCCUGUUUUCUGUUUAAAGUGCACCGGAUCGAGUGCCAUUGUCUGUCAAAAUGUUUAAGUUUGUUGUGUACAAAAUAAUAAUUAAAUGAUAUCACUCCUCUGUACAGAAAGAUAUUUAAAUACAUUCUAGCAUUUAUGUCCA